UAGUGAUUAGUGGGCCCAAUUGAGCCGGCAACGAAUCAGGCCGGAGCGCGGCGGAGACGGCGGCCAACCAGAGAGAGAUGGCUCCGGGGAAGCGAGGAAAGGCCAAAGGGCAGCAGACGCCGCCGCCCGCCGCCGCCGACGCUGGCGGAGGUGGGUUCCCGGGCUGCCUCCGAUUGAUGCCGCCGUCGACCGUCGCCAUCUCGAUCCACGCCAAGCCUGGCUCCAAGGUCGCCACCAUCACAGAGAUCGGGGACGAGGCGGUUGGUGUCCAGAUCGACGCACCAGCGAGGGAUGGCGAGGCCAACGCCGCGCUUGUCGACUUCAUCAGCUCGCACCUACCAGGUUUGGUUGCUAUGCACCUGGAGGAAGGCUGUAUUGAAUUGCGCUCAUUUUGGUACUUGGGGUGAAGAAAAGAGAAGUAUCCAUUGGCUCUGGUUCUAAAUCAAGGGAAAAGGUUGUGCUUGUACAGGAUGCUACUCUUCAAGGUGUCUACGAUGCUCUGAACAAGUCCUGUAAUUGUUGAUGAUGCGUGUAUGCUAAACCUGAUAUUACUUGAAUGGGCGUGAGCUAAACUAGUGAGUGGCCUUUGUAAUAACACAUUUGCUCUGUUAAAGUGUAUCUUCCUAGUUUCUGGUCCUUGCAAGAUUUCCAACCAGAUGGACCUAGCAGAUUAUAUAACUGAGGUGGGCCUUUGGUGC
Messenger RNA from Panicum virgatum (switchgrass), 698 nucleotides. RefSeq names its product UPF0235 protein C15orf40 homolog. The record is from RefSeq and is a predicted model, not a curated record. NCBI's taxonomy places the organism in Eukaryota, Viridiplantae, Streptophyta, Magnoliopsida, Poales, Poaceae. The transcript has 4 exons. The coding region runs from base 78 to 407 and encodes 109 amino acids.